This is a messenger RNA of Manis pentadactyla (Chinese pangolin), 1568 nucleotides long. RefSeq names its product interferon regulatory factor 3 (gene IRF3). Gene Ontology annotation, cellular component: nucleus. The transcript has 8 exons. Lineage: Eukaryota; Metazoa; Chordata; Mammalia; Pholidota; Manidae. The coding region runs from base 236 to 1498 and encodes 420 amino acids. The record is from RefSeq and is a predicted model, not a curated record. Gene Ontology annotation, molecular function: DNA-binding transcription factor activity, RNA polymerase II-specific; RNA polymerase II cis-regulatory region sequence-specific DNA binding; protein binding. Gene Ontology annotation, biological process: regulation of transcription by RNA polymerase II; immune system process.
AAGGGCAUGGGGUGGGGGACGUCGGGACUUUCGGUGCCGCCUCUUUGGCUCUGGAGUCUUGUCACCCAACUGACAAGAAAGUUGUCUUUAUUUCAAGAAACCGGUAGAAAAGAAAACCCUGCCGCUGUAAAACUGAGCUGACGAGAAGGAGGGUGUGCAGCUGUGAGUUCAAGAGCUACCGGACCCUAAAGGCAGGGUCCAGCACCCUACGCGCCCCGACCUUGUACGCCCUACCAUGGGAACCCAAAAGCCGCGAAUUCUGCCCUGGUUGGUGUCACAGCUGGACCUGGGGCACCUGGAGGGCGUGGCCUGGCUGGACGGGAGCCGCAGGCGCUUCCGCAUCCCUUGGAAGCACGGCUUGCGGCAGGAUGCCCAGCAGGAGGACUUCGGCAUCUUCCAGGCCUGGGCCGAGGCCAGUGGUGCCUAUACCCCUGGGAAGGAUAAGCCGGAUCUGCCAACCUGGAAGAGGAAUUUCCGGUCUGCCUUGAACCGGAAGGAAGUGUUGCGUUUAGCAGAGGACCGGAGCAAGGACCCCCACGACCCGCACAAGAUCUACGAGUUUGUGACAGGAGUUGGCUACUUUCCUGAGUUGGACACCUCUCCAGACACCAACAGCAGAUGCAGUGCCUCUGAUACCCAGGAAGACAUUCUGGAGGAGUUACUGAGUGACUUGGUCUUGGUCCCAUGCCCAGAUGGGGGGCUCUCGAGCCUGGCGGUAGCCCCUGAGAACCCCCCGCAGUUCUUACCGACCGCUGGCUUGGACAGCCCUGUUCCCUGCCCAAACUUGGAAUCCCCUGAAAACCCACUGAAACGGCUGCUGGUGCCCGAGGAAGACUGGGAGUUUGAGGUGACUGCCUUCUACCGGGGCCGCCAAGUCUUCCAGCAGACUGUCUUCUGCCCAGGGGGCCUGCGGCUAGUGGGGCCAGAAGCCGGGGACAGCACACUCCCAGGGCAGCCAAUAAGACUGCCAGACCCUGGGGUGUCCCUGACAGACAGGGCCGUGAUGGGCUACGUGAGGCGUGUGCUGAGCUGCCUGGGCGGAGGACUAGCUCUGGGGAGGGCGGGGCAGCAGCUCUGGGCCCAGAGGCUGGGGCACUGCCACACAUACUGGGCCGUGGGCGAGGAGCUCCUCCCGGACAGUGGUCAUGGGCCCAACGGCGAAGUCCCCAAGGACGAGCAAGGAGCCGUGUUCGACCUGAAGCCCUUCGUGUCAGAUCUGGUUGCCUUCAUCGAAGGAAGUGGACGUUCGCCACGCUACACCCUCUGGUUCUGCGUGGGGGAGCCAUGGCCCCAGGAGCAGCCGUGGAUCAAGAGGCUCAUGAUGGUCAAGGUUGUUCCCACGUGCCUCAGGGCCCUGCUGGAUAUGGCACGGUUAGGGGGUGCCUCCUCCCUGGAGAACACUGUGGACCUGCACAUUUCCAACAGCUACCCACUCUCCCUUACCUCGGACCAGUAUAAGGCCUACCUCCAGGACCUGAUCGAGGACAUGGAUUUCUAGGUCCCUUCUUCUCAUGGGUGCAGGCCCCUUGCUCCUCACCUUGACCAAUAAACUUUAUUUUUGCCAGUUA